AUGGAUAAAUAUAGAUUAACACCUCACAAAAUUACAAUUUGUGUUUUAGUUGAAUAUUAUCUAAAUGGAACAAUCAAAUACCAUCAAAAACAAUCUUUAUCUCAUUUAUUAAUUAGACACAUAAAAGAAAAUAAUUAUCAAGAUACAGUUAAAGAAGUUAGUUUAUAUGAUUUCAUUGAAAAAGAAUUAAAAUAUGUAUUACCAAUUCAAUUUAUAAAUAAUGAAUUCCUAAGAAUGAUUCAAUUUGAUAGUGUAGAUGAUAUCUAUCAAUUUAUGAGUUCAUUAAAAGAAUUAUUCAAUGGUAGUAAUGAUCAUGAAUCUAUAAAUUCAAAACAAAUGCAACUAUUAGAUUCAAAAAGUAUUUUAGGUAUCUUCAUUAAAAAAGUAAUUUUAAAUUUUAAUCAAAUUCUAUUCGAUGGUUUAAUUAAACUUUAUGAUCAAUUAGAUCAAUACCUAAAUGAUUUCUAUAAUGAAAUUAAUAAAAUUCAACAACAACAACAACAACAACAACAAAAAGAGCAUUGUGAAAAUGAUAAUAGUAUAGAUAUGUCAAUGGAUCAAGAACAACAGCAACAACAACAAGAGGAUUAUAAUGAAAUUAGUAAUUAUGAAAAUAAAAUUAAAUUUUUAUCACCAUUAGAUGAAGAAAGAUUUAUUUAUGAAGAGACUAUUAGAAUCAAUUCAUUAAUUGGCAUUGAAACACCAUUGGAGAUUGAGAAUCAGGUGAAUAGGUUGAAAGCAUCAUUACCAAAUGUAAAGAGAGUUCAUUUAAUUUCUUUGUUAUUUAAUAUUGGUUAUCAAGAUUAUGACCAAUCAUUAGAAGAUUUACAUAGAUAUUUCGAUUAUGUUAAUGGUCAAAUGACAUCUUCACAAUGGUCUUCCUCGGCAUCUUCAUUUCUGUUCACGCCAAAUGACAAUUAUCAAUCGGGUAAUAGUAAUAGUAGUAAUUAUUAUUAUAAUAAUUAUAAUUUUAUUGGUGGUAGUGGUGAUACCACUAAUUUAAUGCUACCAUAUGCGGUAUUGAAUUUAGUUAGAUUACAUUACCAUUUCGGUCAUUACGAAGAGAGUUAUCUAGCAUUAAGAGAAGCAAUUAGAAUUGCACAAGAACGUGCUGAUCAUUCUUGUUUAGCAUUGGCUGAUCAUUGGUUAGCUAGAUUAUUAAAAAAGUCUGUUUACAAUUCAAUGGAAUCUUCAAAUUUAUUACAAUACCUAUUAGCAUCCCACAGUGAUUCUGAAAUUUUAAAAAAAUCAAUUGAAAGAAGUAGAGAUCUUGAAAUGCCUGACCUUUUAGCACUCAAUCAUACUGCUUUUUCAAAAUAUAAAUUAGAAAAUGGUGAAUUUUCAACAAAUAUUAAUUCAAAUAAUUAUAAUUCAAAUAAUAAUAAUAAUAACAAUAAUUCAAAUACUAAUAAUAAUACAAAUAAUAAUAACAAUACAAAUAAUGCAAACAAUAAUAAUAAUAAUAAUAAUAAUAAUACAAAUAAUACAAAUAAUAAUAACAACAAUAAUAAUAAUAAUAAUAAUAAUAAUAAUAAUAAUAAUAAUAACAAUAAUAGUAGUAAUAGUAAUAAUAAUGGUGGUGUUAAUAUGUUUGGUAAAUCAUUUCAUUUAUGGAAUGAUAUAUUUCAACCAAUUGAAAUUUCAAGAUUAUUAGAUAAGAGUAGUAGCACUGCAAUGAUAGCACAUCAUCUUUAUUCAAGUUCAUGGGAACUAUUAGGUAAUAAUGAUCUUGCACAAUUUUUUACUGAAUUAGCAAUGAAAUCAUAUCAUUCUAAUGAUUUAUCACUUCAACAUGACCCAUUACGUGCUGUUUCUUCUCAAAAUACAAUCAUCUAUAAUAUAGGUACUAAUAAUAAUAAUAAUAAUAAUAAUAAUAAUAAUCAAAUUAAACAACAACAACAACAAAACCAACAACCACCAGAUUUAUUAUCAUUUUGUAAAUUAGCAUUAUUAUAUUCAAAGAAAUCAAAAUAUAAUGAAGCAAUUCAAAUAUUGAUAAAAUGUUUUUCAAUUUAUAAAACUCAACAUCUUUGUGGUAAUUUAUUAACAUUUACAGUUUUAUCAAUUUUAUUUGAUCAUUUAAUGAUUAAUAUUGAUAAUAAUAAUAAUAAUAAUAAUAAUAAUAAUAAUAAUAAUAAUAAUAAUAAUAAUAAUAAUAAUAAUGAUAAUGAAUUAUUGAUAUCAAUUGUAAUUGAAUCAUUAAUUAAUAUUACAAAUAGAUUUCAGUCAGAAGAUAGUGUUGAUGGAUCAGGUUGGAGUCAAAUUGUUAUUUGUUAUCAAAAAAUAAUUAAAUAUUAUUGUAAUGUUAGAGGAAUGUAUGAAAAAUCAAUGAAUUUAAUUGUUAAAGGUAUUCAAAUUUCAAGAGAUUUCGGAUUAGAUUCACAAAUUACUCAUUUCUAUUCAUUGCUUUCAAAAAUUUAUGAAAAAUCAUCACCAUAUAGAUUCUCUGGUUUAUCAGAUACACUAUCAGCAUUAUCUCUAUCGAAUAGUUAUCAUUUAGCAAAUUCAAUAGCUGAUUCCAAUAUUGCAUUAAUUAAAAUUCAUUUAUCAACUGAUAGAUUAGAUAAAGCAAUCACUUUAAUAAAGGAAACUUUACCAAUGGUUUUAUCUGAUAAAUUAUUAAAUUCUCAAUUAUAUUUACUUUGGGCAAAAUCUUUAAUUUCAACUUCAACUAAACAAUCAAUUGAUUAUUUAAAUAGAUCUGAACAAUUAUUUUUACAAUUAUUUUCAAAUCAAUCAAAUAAUAAUAAUAAUAAUAAUAAUAAUAAUAAUAAUAAUAAUGAACUAUUAAAAGAAAUUUAUUAUUUAAAAAGUAUUAUAUAUAAUGAUUUGGGUGAUAUUGAAAAUAGAAAUUUAUAUGCUAAAAAAUUUAAGUCAAUUUUAGUUCCUUCAUCAUCUAUUCAACAACAACAACAACAACAACAACAACAACAACAACAACAACAACAACAACAACAACAACAACAACAAAGUAAUCAAUCUCCUGUCAUUAAUUCUGUGCAACCAACUCCAAAAAUAUGUUUAGUUCCACCAAUAUUAAUGAAAAUUAGAUAA
Molecule: messenger RNA, 3054 nt
Organism: Dictyostelium discoideum AX4
Lineage: Eukaryota; Evosea; Eumycetozoa; Dictyosteliales; Dictyosteliaceae
Gene: anapc5
Product: anaphase promoting complex subunit 5
Exons: 2
Coding region: 1-3054 (1017 amino acids)
Biological process (GO): protein ubiquitination
Cellular component (GO): nucleus; anaphase-promoting complex
Source: RefSeq, a predicted model, not a curated record